CAGAACGGUUGUCGCAUUGAUGGCUACGUCGGAUUUUGUGCUGGGCGACGUGGCUGCCAUGGGUGCUGGUGUCUUUACCAAUCCCGUGGAGGUGAUCAAAACUCGCAUCCAACUGCAGGGAGAGCUGGCCGCCCGAGGAUCCCAUGCCCAGCCCUACAAGAGCGUAUUUCAAGCCUUUGUCACAGUGGCCAAAAAUGAUGGAAUCUUGGGCCUGCAGAAGGGAUUGGCUCCAGCUUUAUGCUUCCAGUUUGUCAUUAACUCCUUUCGCUUGAGUAUCUACACCCAUGCCGUGGAGAAGGGUUGGGUGCACAACAACAAGGGCGAGAUCUCCUUUGCGAGGGGCAUGUUUUGGGGCGCCUUGGGUGGCGUUGUGGGUUCCUACUGCGCCAGCCCCUUCUUCCUGAUCAAGACGCAACUUCAGGCGCAGGCCGCGAAGCAGAUCGCCGUUGGCUAUCAGCAUCAGCACGCCUCGAUGAGCGAUGCGAUAAGGCGGAUAUACCGGAAGAACGGCGUCUUUGGACUCUGGCGGGGAUCCAUGGCCAAUGUGAGCCGUGCCACGGUGGCCUCCGCCGUUCAAAUUGCCACCUUUGGCCAGGCUAAGUCUCUUUUAAAGGAAAACGGCGUGAUAACUCAUCCAACUGUUCUGUCCUUCUGUUCUGGUCUAGCAGCUGGAUCGUUUGUGUCAGUGGCAAUCACGCCACUGGAUGUGAUCACAACUAGGCUAUAUAAUCAGGGAGUGGAUGCCCAAGGUCGUGGGCUUUACUACAAAAGCUGGCUGGACUGUGUCCUCAAGAUCCUGCAAUCGGAGGGGUUGUAUGGGUUGUACAAGGGCUUCUGGCCCAUUUACCUCAGGAGUGCUCCUUACUCCACCUUGGUGCUUUUGUUCUUUGACGAGUUGAUCGCCCUGCGCGAAAGAUACGAUCUUCACUAGCUAUCGAUCCGGACUGUAUGGGGGGUUUACUUUUUGAGUUCAAUAGCAAAGAAGAUAUAUGCCAUAUUAUAUUUUCUGAAUGCUUUUAUUUUGUUUGUCUAAACUUGGCUUUAGUUUGUAGCGAUUAUUUAAAAAUCCUAGUCUUAAUAUCUGUGUUUAGCAUAGCCCCAGAACCAAACUGUGCCUUCAGUAAGCUAAUCUCUUAGAUGUUCCUUAAGUAACUGUGCAAUAUUUUUGUAAAAUAAACCAGUUAAAUUGUUACUUUUAACAUGUCUGUUAUUAAAGUCUGAAUAUGUAGAUGC
This is a messenger RNA of Drosophila gunungcola (fruit fly), 1233 nucleotides long. Its product is annotated as solute carrier family 25 member 35-like. The record is from RefSeq and is a predicted model, not a curated record. NCBI's taxonomy places the organism in Eukaryota, Metazoa, Arthropoda, Insecta, Diptera, Drosophilidae. Bases 20 to 931 code for a protein of 303 amino acids. The transcript is spliced from 3 exons.